ACUUUAGACUAUAAUAAAUAGCUGAAAGUCCCACAGCUUCCAAAGACUGAGAAAAAUGUCAUCACCACAGGGUAUCUAUAAGAGAUGCGAGGAACCCGAGGAACAGGGGAAGAACCCAAGGAAGAUAUUUGAAACAGCAGGUAAUUUCCUGCCACAAAGCUUCCGAGGUGGUUCAGGAGUAUCCCUGCUGAUCAUUUAUCUUGUGACCAUUGCGUCAUUUUUGCUAUGGAUCAUCAUUGUUGCUGUGAUGGCAUCAAAAUAUUCUAAGAUUUCCAAGGAACUAGAAGAGCUGCGUUUGAAUCAAACUUUGCUGACUAAAAAUGGUCUCAAUUCAAAGGAGCAGUUGCAGCAGCUCCACUCCCAACAUAAUUCUUACGAAUCAUCAGUAAAUAACACCCUAAAAAAGCUGGACGAAGAACACAAUGGCCUGAAAAAGUUUGUGGAUGAAAAAAUACAACAGACAAACACUCAAAAUGAAGGAAAUGGGAAGGCAGUCAUUGAAUUAAUCAAUGCAGUUUAUCGGAUUAACGCUUCAGGCUGCCAGGUAUGUCCAAAAGGCUGGCUGCUGAACAAAGAAAAAUGCUACUAUUUCCAGAUGGGGAGUGAAGCCUGGUCUCAGGCGCAGAGGAGAUGUGAGGCUUAUGGAAGCCAACUGGUUGUCAUUGAUGAUUGGAGUAUGCAGAUUUUUCUUACUCAACAUACAAAAGGCAAGACAUUCUGGAUUGGUCUAAGUGAUAUCCACUCUGAAAACAAGUUCGUUUGGGUAGACAAAAGUACUCUAUCAUUUAAAGCUUGGAAUAUAGGAGAACCCAACAAUAGUGGACAUGGGCAAGACUGUGUAGUGAUGAAUUCUAAUGGCCGAUGGGAAGAUCGUGAAUGUGGAAGAAGUGUGGAUGGCUGGAUUUGUGAAAAGCCCUGGAAGUGCUAAUUGUAUCCAGUAAGAGGAAGACUCAACAUUCAGCAUUCGUGACCCAUGUGUAUUAUUUUGAGCUUUCUUAUUUUUAUUGUCUUUUAUUAAUUUUCUGUAUUUUGCUUUACUGAAGACUAUCAAUAUAUGGUACAGCAUAACUAUUUCGGUAAACAAGUCUUUGAAUAAACCGAGAGCUCAGCCUACAACAAGAAUGGGCAGGCUUUAGGUGUGCAGGAGCUAUUGGGGUUCGUUUUACCAGAACAAGCUGCAAAAAUAGGAGUUCAGGACUACAGACAAAGAAUUGAGGAACAAGUUGUGCUUCUGAACAGAGAACUAAUGGAUUGGCUGUCAGCAGCACAGUUGGAGCUUACACACAAAUUAUUUCACACAUUGACGUUCCCCUCUUACAAGCACUGCUGAUUUUAGCAACCUCACAGGACAACAAUUUUUAUUCAAUUAUCAUGAGUCACAAACUUCUACUAAUUUGCUAGGUAAAUUACUUGGAAAUCAGCUAAUAUGCCCAAUUUCUGCUCAUCCUGUGUAGAAAACAAAAAAUCGAAGUUGUCUAGUUUAGUAAAGUUUAAUCUUUGCUAGCCUAGGAAAUUUUACUUG
Messenger RNA from Pseudonaja textilis, 1522 nucleotides. RefSeq names its product low affinity immunoglobulin epsilon Fc receptor-like. The record is from RefSeq and is a predicted model, not a curated record. NCBI's taxonomy places the organism in Eukaryota, Metazoa, Chordata, Lepidosauria, Squamata, Elapidae.